AUGAAGAGAUUUUUUUCUGUUGAAACAAAUUCUAAAAAAGAUAUAUCUGAAAAAGAAGACGAAAACCAAGUUGAACCUUCUACUGAAAUUUUGUCAAAUGAAAAGCCAAAGCGAAACAAAAUUAGAUCUAGUCCUAAUCCGAAAGAUGUAAAUGGAAUACUAUUUAUGUUUUGCAAAUGGUGUGAAUCAAAGAAUUAUGCCAAUGAACUUGCAAAAGGAACAAGUAAUUAUCGAAAACAAAGUAUUGACCGACACCUUAAUCAUCAUGAACAUAAAGCUGAAGCUGAAGCCAGAAAAAAUCAAAAUAUUAUGGCAAUUAAAUUUUCACUUCAAUUAGCUACCGAUGCUUUUAUGAAUCUUUGUAAUACACCUGCAGCAUUAGAAUUACCAUCGCAUUUAUUAAAAAAUUUACCAUUAGAAUCAAAUGAAUAUGGAUCUCAUUUAUCAGAAACAUCUGCUAAAGAUAUUGAAGAGGCAAUUGUAUAUGUAAUUGAAAAAGCAUUAUAUGAAGAAAUUAGAAGUUCAAUUAACUGGAGUAUUAUGAUUGAUGAAACUAAUUCUAUUACUAAUGAAAAGCAUUUAGCUAUUGUAUCUCGGCAUAUGUUUUAUAUUAUACUAGUUACACGAUAUUUAGGAAUUAUUAAUUUAGAUGAACUUAAUGCAGAAGCAAUUAUAUUAGAUUUAAAAAUUUUUUUUAUUGCUAAAGGAUUAGAAAUAAAAAAUUUAUUACAUUUUUGUAGUGAUGGGGCUGCUACAUUAAUUGGUAAAAAAACAGGUGUUGUUAAACGAUUUCAAGAAAUUAAUCCAUUUAUUACAUCUGUUCAUUGUAUUACACAUAGACUACAUUUAGCUGAAAAAGAUGCAGCAAAACAUGUUCCAUAUUUUAAUCAAUAUGAAACUAGUAUUAAAAAAUUAUAUAUUUAUUUUUCAAGUUCUUAUCAACGUAUGCAAAACUUAAAGAUGGUACAAGAUAUAUUAGAAAAUCCUCAAUUAACUAUUCUUAAUACU
Dentiscutata heterogama is the source of this 1008-nucleotide messenger RNA. The record is from the annotation of a GenBank genome assembly. NCBI's taxonomy places the organism in Eukaryota, Fungi, Glomeromycota, Glomeromycetes, Diversisporales, Gigasporaceae.